Molecule: messenger RNA, 969 nt
Organism: Penicillium lagena
Lineage: Eukaryota; Fungi; Ascomycota; Eurotiomycetes; Eurotiales; Aspergillaceae
Exons: 6
Coding region: 1-969 (322 amino acids)
Biological process (GO): phospholipid catabolic process
Molecular function (GO): hydrolase activity, acting on ester bonds
Source: RefSeq, a predicted model, not a curated record
AUGAAGUUGUCCACCAGUCUAAUUGCUCUUGGCAUGGCCGCAGCUACUGCUGCCAUGCCUCAGCCGCGGGUUGAGAAGCCAGUGGGCAAAUGGUUUGACCGCUAUGUUGUGAUCGUUUUUGAGAACAACAACAAGGAUGUUACCUUCGGGCAUCCGUACUGGUACAACCUCACUGAAAUGGGCAUGGUGCUGGGCGACUUCCACGGCACUACCCAUCCUUCGCAGCCUAACUACAUCACCAUGAUUUCCAACACUAUCGCGGGUGGUGUGUUCGAUGACGCUGACCACAACACCACCCAAAUGAGUCUGAUUGAUCUUUUUGAGCCCGCCGGUAUUACCUGGAAGGCAUAUAUGGAGGGCUACACUCCCCUUUCCGAUGGUGGUUGCAACCCCAUCAGCGAGGACGAUGAGACUCUCUAUGUCCGCAAGCACAACCCCUUCAUGUCUUUUGACAACAUCCGAAACAACACCAAGCGCUGCCGCAAUAUUGUAAAUGCCGAGCAACACUUUGUGAACGACGUUGCUCUGGGUGCCGAUGCCCCGAUGUACAUGUUCAUUACGCCCAAUUUGGACAACGACGCUCACAACACCAACGUCUCUUACGCUGCGCCAGCUCUGCAGCACUACGUUGACACCAUGUUGAACAACGCGGAUUUUAUGAAGAACACUAUGAUCCUCAUUACGUUCGACGAGAACGACAUCUACUCCCCCAAGUACUUCGGUACCGACAACAACAUCUACUCAGUCCUUCUGGGUAACGACACCCUUCAGUGCUACAACUGCAACGAUCAGCAGUACUACAACCACUUCUCCCAGGUCGUCACUAUUGAGCAAAACUGGGGCCUGGACUUCAUUCCCCAGCCCGAUGGAAGCGAUGAGGGCUGGGAUCAGUGGUGGUUGCCCUUCGGCCUCCUUCGCAACGACGGCCAGGAUAUCUGCGAGUCUUCUCCUUGCGAUUUCUUCAACUAG